AAAAAGUUGUUAAUCUUGAGCUUUUGCGUUUCACUGUUCAAUUACACAUCAACUCUUAUCAUUGUUUAGAAUUACAUAUGUAGCGACCUUAAACUUUGCGCAGUAGAGCAUACGGCAGAGAAUUUGAAACUUAUAAAUUUUCAUUGCAUUUUGUCUUUAAUUCAGUUCGAUUUUCAACAUUCUCCAGCUAGUAUUUUGCUUCCGAUUCUCAAUCGCCUCAACAAGGAUGAAGCAGAUAUUAAUAUUCAUCGCGAGCGCUCUGCUAUUGCUGCAAUUAUCCCACGCUUUUCCCCGAACGAAACGUAAUGAUGCAGCUGUGCUUGCUCUCUUCCAAAACUCGUCUUCCGAAGAAGUUGAUUCAAAAAUUCAACUUUUGGUUAGUACUUUGGACGAUAUAGUUCAACUAUCGAAGUGGGUGCUUGAAAAGGGGAGCGUAGUAGUUAAUAAUGCUGUUAAGGAACUGCAAGUUCUUCCAGAACAAGAUGAACUUCUGCGAGCAAACAUAACACGCAUGUCAAAAAUUGCAACAGAAUCUUCACAAUUUAAACCGGAAGAAGAUGGGCAGAGUAUCUUGAAACUAUUAGAUUAUAUGGUUAGUUUUACAGAAAUGAUGGCGGACUUUGAAAACAUGCCUGACGACUCAAAACAGAAGGGCACAUUGAAGACAGCUUUGGAAAAUAGUGGUUACAAUAAGCUUGAGAAAGACUACGAGGAAAAAGUCAUACAACUCACUAAGGAUUUCGACCAGGAAUUCGGCAAAUAUGUCAGCGGAUUAUCUCCGACCGAAAAGGUUAAUGAAGCCAAAUUGCUAAAAUGGUAUGAUGACUACAAAGCUGAAACUGAUGAGGACCGGAAAUUUGACAAAUUCGGUGAUUUCUUUGACAACAUUUCCUAAAACCUAAACAUAGACAAAAUUUUUGAUUUACAUUAAUAUUCAUACUAUAAAUAGACUAUUUUUUAUAUAAAUUUUAUUUGGUUAUAUUCAUGUAUAAGUAGUUACCGUAUUAAUGAAAUAGAAAAAUCAUGUAGCGUGCAAUGGAGCUUUAUAUACACUGAAUUAUAUCUUAUUCUUCAAGUAUUUGUUAUAAGAAAGGAGUAUUGUUAUUUAAAUUAUUGAUUACCUUUCUCAGCGUUUAGGUCUUGACCAAUAACUUUCUCACUAAGGCCUCGAAGUAAUAGUGUAUUUAUUAGUAAACCAAAACCAAUUAGGCCAUAUUGAAGCCAAUAAUUUUCAGCCAGAUAAUUCCUUCCAAUAAAACAGAGAAAACAGAACUUUAGUAUGCCUUAAUAUACAUAUGCUGCAUAGCCUAGGUUAAGGCAAAAAAUCUCCCAAGUGAAUAUAACUAUAUACAAUUUUAAGCUUUAUUAUCUUUACUUAACCCUUUUUACUUAGUUCUCCUAUGAGAGUUUUUGUGAUGGUCAGUCCUUCAAGUGGGCAUUUCUACAUCGUUCUUAAAUGGAGAAAAAACUUUGAUCUGCGAACUCACACUUUUUGCCUGAUCGUAUUGAAAAUGUGCAUAUAUGUUUUUGUAAUUAUUGAUAGAUAUGCAAGCUUAUGCAGCAGCUCUUAUCAAUGCAGCUCAUGAAUUCACGUAUAUUUCUUUAUGACUUUUGUGCAUACAUACAUCCACACAUUCAUAGGUGAUUCAAUAACAAGUUAAUCUCAAAAAAAAGCAAACAAGGUAAUCAGUUCAAUUAAAUAUUUUUAACACUUGUUUAUUAGACAGAAGCUGCACUGUUUUUGAUUUAAUGUUUGUCACUUAUCACCUAUUAAUUAAAUUUCUCGAAAAAUUAAUAAAGCUUACAUACGUGCAAGUGUUACCUUGUGAUAGGAGCAUAUAAAAGGUCUUUGCAUUUGGUUUAUAAUUUAGUUCAAUUAUAUAAGUCCGUCUGUCAAUAAAUUUCUUGUCAAUUUCAGUUAUUCAACUUUUCAAAAUAUGAAACGUUUAUUAAUUCUCGUCGCUAGCGCUUUGUUGUUGGUGCAGUUCUCUAAUGCAUUGCCGCAUGUGAAACAUGUGUCCGGCGCUGUUAAUCAUGCGCAAGGGUCCUCAUCUGAAGAGCACAACGCACAAGAACUACUGAUGAUUUCUACCAUUAACGAAAUAGUUAAACUAUACAAAUGGGUGCUCGAGAAUGGCAGCGUAAUCGUUAAUAACGCUGUUGAGGAACUUAAUAAAAUUCCGGUCAAAGAUGCUCUCUUGCAAGCGAAUAUCACACGCAUGUCUAAAAUCGGAACUGAGGUUUCUCUAUUCAAACUGGCAUCAGAUGACAAAAGCGUUGUAAAACUUUUGGAAUAUAUGGUUAGUUUUACCGCAAUGAUGGACGAUUAUGAGCACAUGCCCAUCGAUUCGAAAUUGAAACUCACUCUGAAGACAGCUUUAGACAAUAACGGAUACAAUAAAUUCGAGAACGAAUUCGAAUUGCGUGUCCUGGAGUUGUUUAAGAAUUUCGACCAUGCAUUUGCAGAAUAUGUGAAGACUUUGACUCCGGAAGAAAAAGUAAAGGAAAGCAAAUUACUUCAAUGGCAUGAAGACUUCACAGCUGAAACCGAUGAAGAAACGAAACUUGAGAAGUUUGGCGAACUAUUUGUUUAAAUUUCCAGAAAUGCCUUUGACUACGAAAAUAAAGUUGAUUUAAGAAAUUA
Bactrocera oleae (olive fruit fly) is the source of this 2644-nucleotide messenger RNA. RefSeq lists its product as uncharacterized. The record is from RefSeq and is a predicted model, not a curated record. NCBI's taxonomy places the organism in Eukaryota, Metazoa, Arthropoda, Insecta, Diptera, Tephritidae.